CGUCCGUUGGUUGUGUCGCUGCGUGCAUAUCGCGAAUAAUAAGAUAAAAAGUCAUUCGUGAAAGUGUCGUCCGCGGUUUCGCGCUGUUUCUCUCGGCCAGUCUCCAUCUCCGUCCACCCUCUCCGCGCUCAUCAUCCGUUCCUACGACGUCCUACGUUCCUUCCCUGCUUCCUUUUCCAUCUCUGUCCGUCAGCUGAACGUCCGCAUCGUGGCGAAAACGGUGUGAAAGUGAUCAGAGAAGAAGAGAAGGAGAGAGAGAGAGAGAGAGCGAGCAAGAAGAAUCGAUGUGCUUUGGAAGCCUCAAUAAUGAAUGAGUUACACAAACGAUCUAUCGGGGAGCGAAGGCUAAGGAGAUACGCCAAAGCUGAAGCUGAGAAGGUAUUCGCUAAUAUAUUAGAAGAUGAUGAGGACAUUUUAAACGCGAUUACAGCAAAUAGUAUUAUAAAUUCACAUGAGACUCAAGAUAUCUCUCAAGAUUCUAUUAAUAAUAUUAGUGAAUCUGCACAUAGCAAUGAAAAUUUACAGCUUUCAAGGCAAAUAAAUGAUGGUAAUAAUAGUGAAUACGUUUAUAUGAGACAUGAUCUGUUAGCAAAUAUUGAAUCAGAUAGUAACUCAAGUGAUGAAGAUGAAGAAGACAAUGAUGAGGAUGAACAGGUGAAUUUCAGGCAAUGGCUAAGAGAAUGGAACUUAAAACACAAUAUUACAGUAGAAGCGUGCAGAGAACUUCUUGCAAAACUAAAACUAUAUCAUCCAGAAUUGCCCUUAGAUCCGCGGACUCUCAAUAAGACGCCUAGAGCAACAUCAAUUGUAGAAUUCGGCAACGGUUCCUAUGUCCAUGUUGGAUUAAUACCAGGACUUGAAAGACGCCUACAAAAUUGUGGACUGAAAAAUUUUGGCACAAACAAAAUAGGAUUAGAUGUUAAUGUUGAUGGAAUAAAUAUGACCAAAAGCUGUGUCACUGAUGUGUGGCCUAUUUUAUGUAGGUCCUUGGAUUUAAUUGAUGACAGACCGUUUGUUGUCGGAAUUUUUGUGGGAUCAGGUAAACCAGACAAUGUAAAUAAGUAUUUGCAAGACUUUAUUUUAGAGGUAUUAAAAUUAAAAAGUGAUGGUCUGGUUUUAAAUGGUGUGAUGCAUGAAGUUUAUAUCAGAUGUUUUAUUUGCGAUGCUCCUGCAAGACAGUAUCUAAAAUGUAUUGUGGGUCAUGGAGCAUAUCAUGCAUGUGAGAGAUGUACUCAAUCUGGAGAAUAUGAAUUUCAUAGAAUGUGUUAUUCCACUGAGACGCACACACCACGUAGUGAUGAAGACUUUGUGAAUCAGUCGGAUCCUGAGCAUCACACUGGAAUAUCCCCUCUUUUAAUUAUACCUGUAAGAAUGGUAACAGAAUUUGUUCUGGAUCCUUUUCAUUUGGUGUUAGAAGGCGUCACGAAAAGAUUUAUGACAUUUAUUUUAAAAGGAACAAAAUCAGGAAUGCGCCUCACAGCAACAGAGAUUGCUGAAAUUGCUGAGAGAAUGAAGAACUUACGUGCUCAUAUUCCAUCAGAAUUUGCUCGUAAACCAAGAAAAAUGGGACUAAACGAGCUUGGAAAAUGGAAAGGAACAGAAUGGAGAUUAUUCCUUUUCUACGUUGGCUGCGUCGUUCUCAAUGAUAUUCUAUCUCCCACUCUAUACAAUUUAUUUUUAAUGUUGCAAUGCGCAAUGAUUAUUUUGUCUACACCACGCUUCAGUAGAAAUGAGUCAUACGUACAUUUUGCUCAGGAACUGAUAAAUAAUUUUGUUAAAAUGUGUGCACAUAGAGGAGUAUUUGAUAAAAAAUUCAUUGUUUAUAAUGUUCAUAAUCUCCUCCAUUUGUGCGAUGAUGUGAAAAACUUUGGUGUGCUAACUGAUUACAGUGCAUUUCCUUUUGAAAGUUACUUAGGACAAUUAAAAAAAUUACUGCGAGCACCAAGCAAUCCUCUGCAACAGCUUACAAGAAGGUUAGCUGAGAGAGAUUACCUAUAUGAAUACUCGCAAAAAUCAAGCGAGUUUACACCAGGAAGACAAGUGCUUGGAAAAAAUGAAUAUAAAAUUCUUUCAUCCUCUUCAUUCACCUUGAGUACCGUCCAUAAACGAGACAGUUACUUUCUAUAUGAGGAAAGCAUUGCUACUGCCAAAUCUAUACAGAAACUUCAAAAUGGAAACAUUGUCAUUAUUGCUGACAUUUGUGAUAUAAAAGAAAAUUAUUUUACUUAUCCAUGUGAAUCUAGUAAGCUUGGUAUUUACAAUCUUGGAGAAAUGUCCUGGAAUCGUCGGAAUGUUAUUGUGCCAAUUGAAGUUGUAAAGACAAAAUAUACGAUCCUACCCUGCAAUACAAAUAUGAUAGCUAUCCCGAUGCUACAUUCAUUUUAAAAGAAAAAAUAUGCUAUUGCCGAUCUUAUUAAUACCAUAAACGGCGAAUCAUUUGUUGAAGUAAGUGUUGUUGCCUGGAAUUGGAUCAGUG
Molecule: messenger RNA, 2476 nt
Organism: Temnothorax curvispinosus
Lineage: Eukaryota; Metazoa; Arthropoda; Insecta; Hymenoptera; Formicidae
Exons: 4
Coding region: 307-2385 (692 amino acids)
Source: RefSeq, a predicted model, not a curated record